AUGUUCACCUGGACAGAAAGGUUAGUGGUUACAGCACACAGACAUACUGUACUGUUCAGUAGUUAUUAUAGGUUACUGACAGCACACAGACAUACUGUACUGUUCAGUAGUUAUUAUAGGUUACUGACAGCACACAGACAUACUGUACUGUUCAGUAGUUAUUAUAGGUUACUGACAGCACACAGACAUACUGUACUGUUCAGUAGUUAUUAUAGGUUACUGACAGCACACAGACAUACUGUACUGUUCAGUAGUUAUUAUAGGUUACUGACAGCACACAGACAUACUGUACUGUUCAGUAGUUAUUAUAGGUUACUGACAGCACACAGACAUACUGUACUGUUCAGUAGUUAUUAUAGGUUACUGACAGCACACAGACAUACUGUACUGUUCAGUAGUUAUUAUAGGUUACUGACAGCACACAGACAUACUGUACUGUUCAGUAGUUAUUAUAGGUUACUGACAGCACACAGACAUACUGUACUGUUCAGUAGUUAUUAUAGGUUACUGACAGCACACAGACAUACUGUACUGUUCAGUAGUUAUUAUAGGUUACUGACAGCACACAGACAUACUGUACUGUUCAGUAGUUAUUAUAGGUUACUGACAGCACACAGACAUACUGUACUGUUCAGUAGUUAUUAUAGGUUACUCACAAACUUCUACAGAUGCACAAUCGAGAGCAUCCUGUCGGGCUGUAUCACCGCCUGGUACGGCAACUGCUCCGCCCACAACCGUAAGGCUCUCCAGAGGGUAGUGAGGUGUGCACAAUGCAUCACCGGGGUCAAACUACCUGACCUACAGGACACCUACACCACCCGAUGUCACAGGAAGGCCAAAAAGAUCAUCAAGGACAUCAACCAACCCGAGCCACUGCCUGUUCACCCCGCUACCAUCCAGAAGGCGAGGUCAGUACAGGUGCAUCAAAGCUGGAACCGAGAGACUGAAAAACAUCUUCUAUCUUAAGGCCAUCAGACUGUUAAUCAGCAAUCACGAACUCAGAGAGGCUGAUGCCUACAUUGAGAUCCAAUCACUGGACACUAAUAAAUAGAUCACUAGUCACUUUAUACAAUGUCACUUUAAUAGUGUUUACAUAUCUUGCAUUACUCAUAUCACACGCAUAUACUGUAUUUUAUACCAUCUACCCUACUCAACAAAUUGGAUGCAGUCUAUCACAGUGCAAUCCGUUUUGUCACUAAAGCCCCAUAUACUACCCACCAUUGCGACCUGUACUCUCUCGUUGGCUGGCCCUCGCUUCAUACUCGUCGCCAAACCCACUGGCUCCAUGUCAUCUACAAGACCCUGCUAGGUAAAGUCCCCCCUUAUCUCAGCUCGCUGGUCACCAUAGCAGCACCCACCUGUAGUACGCGCUCCAGCAGGUAUAUCUCUCUGGUCACCCUCAAAACCAAUUCUUUCUUUGGCCGCCUCUCCUUCCAGUUCUCUGCUGCCAAUGUCUGGAACAAACUACAAAAAUCUAUGAAACUGGAAACACUUAUCUCCCUCACUAGCUUUAAGCACCAGCUGUCAGAGCAGUUCACAGAUUACUGCACCUGUACAUAGCCCACCUAUAAUUUAGCCCAAACAACUACCACUUUCCCAACUGUAUUUAUUUUAUUUACUUUGCUCCUUUGCACCCCAUUAUUUUUAUUUCUACUUUGCACAUUCUUCCACUGCAAAUCUACCAUUCCAGUGUUUUACUUGCUAUAUUGUAUUUACUUUGCCACCAUGGCCUUUUUUUGCCUUUACCUCCCUUAUCUCACCUCAUUUGCUCACAUCGUAUAUAGACUUGUUUAUACUUGUUUAUAACUAUACUAGGCCAAACACAUAGAAAAUAAACAACAUAGAAAAAAGAACAUAGACUACCCACCCCAACUCAUGCCCUGACCAACCUAACACAAAGACAUAAAAAAGGAACUAAGGUCAGAACGUGACAAUAACACACAUCAUGUAGUAACCAAAAAAGUGUUAAACAAAUGUUAAUAUAUAUUAACAAUCUAUAUUUUAGAUUCUUCAAAGUAGCCACCCUUUGUUUUGAUGACAGCUUUGCACGCUCUUGGCAUUCUCUCAACCAGCUUCAUGAGGUAGUCACCUGGAAUGUAUUUCAAUUAACAGGUGUGCCUUGGUAAAGUUAUAAUUUGUGGAAUUUCUUUCCUUCUUAAUGCCUUUGAGACAAUCAGUUGUGUUGUGACAAUCAAGAACUUUGAAAGUUUCUUCAAGUGCAGUCUCAAAAACCAUAAAGCGCUGAUGAAACUGGCUCUCAUGAGGACCGCCACAGGAAAGGAAGACCCAGAGUUACCUCUGCUGCAGAGGAUCAGUUCAUUAGAGUUAACUGGCUCUCAUGAGGACCGCCACAGGAAAGGAAGACACGGAGUUACUUCUGCUGCAUCCCAUUUGGUUUGCGCUUCGUGGGACUGUAAUUUGUUUUUCAACAGGACAAUGACCCAACACACCUCCAGGCGGUGUAAGGGCUAUAUGACCAAGAAGGAGAGUCAUAGAGUGCUGCAUCAGAUGACCUGACCUCCACAAUCACCCAACCUCAACCCAAUUGAGAUGGUUUGGGAUGAGUUGUUAGUUUGUUCAUCGCCAAGAGUGUGCAAAGCUGUCAUCAAGGUAAAGGGUGGCUACUUAGAAGAAACUAGAGAUCUAGAUCCAUCACUCUUCAUUUCCCCACCUGUCUAAUUUUCCAUUUUUACCUGUAUGCUGUAAUUCAGAUUCUAACUGCAAAUGUAUUACAUUUUUUUUUAAGUUGUCAUUUAGCAAUGAUGACUUACAAAAGCAAUUAGGGUUAAAUGCCUUGCUCAAGGCCACAUCGACAGAUUUUUCAACUAGUCGGCUCGGGGAAAUCGAACCAGCAAUCUUUUAGUUGCUUAAAACUGCUAGACUACCUUUCGCCCUAGAACAGAUCAAAUCAACCCAACUAUAAUCAAGCAAAUAUACAAUAAACAUCAACGUCCACAUCAUUUCUCUCUCUGUCUGUUUUGGACAAAUGCCAUUAUUUUCGUCACCAGAAAUUUACAUAUAAGAAUUUGUAUUUGAAAUGGUUAUUGUGUUAUUGUUUCCAUGAGUUUACGGUAACAUAUUGUAUUGAUUACCGUACUGUAAUUGUUAUUGUUUCCAUGAGUUUACGGUAACAUAUUGUAUUGGUUACCGUACUGUAACUGUUAUUGUUUCCAUGAGUUUACGGUAACAUAUUGUAUUGAUUACCGUACUGUAACUGUUAUUGUUUCCAUGAGUUUACGGUAACAUAUUGUAUUGAUUACCGUACUGUAACUGUUAUUGUUUCCAUGAGUUUACGGUAACAUAUUGUAUUGAUUACCGUACUGUAAUUGUUAUUGUUUCCAUGAGUUUACGGUAACAUAUUGUAUUGAUUACCGUACUGUAAUCGUUAUUGUUUCCAUGAGUUUACAGUAACAUAUUGUAUUGAUUACCGUACUGUAAUUCUACUUUUCUUUGUAUUUUUUUGUUGUUGUUGUAAAAACCUGCAACGACAAAAAAAUAAGCGGUGUAUAUAAUUUUUUUCUGCAGCCUUUCUAUUUUUGUAUUCAUUGAAAUGUGAGUAGACGUACUGGAACUAUCUUUCACAGAAGCCUGAAGACAAAGUUAAACAUGUAUACAAAGUACUAAAGACAGCAGUGUUUUGUAUAAAGUACAUCAUCAGUGUGUUGCCGCUUUGAAAGAGUCA
Oncorhynchus keta (chum salmon) is the source of this 3682-nucleotide messenger RNA. RefSeq lists its product as uncharacterized. The transcript is spliced from 4 exons. NCBI's taxonomy places the organism in Eukaryota, Metazoa, Chordata, Actinopteri, Salmoniformes, Salmonidae. The record is from RefSeq and is a predicted model, not a curated record. Bases 1 to 966 code for a protein of 321 amino acids.